Micropterus salmoides (largemouth bass) is the source of this 4430-nucleotide messenger RNA. Its product is annotated as transmembrane protein 41A-B-like. Bases 899 to 1726 code for a protein of 275 amino acids. The record is from RefSeq and is a predicted model, not a curated record. The transcript is spliced from 5 exons. NCBI's taxonomy places the organism in Eukaryota, Metazoa, Chordata, Actinopteri, Centrarchiformes, Centrarchidae.
AAAACAUGAAAUGUCUUUGUUUUUAAUUUCACCUAAAUCACAUAACAAAACAUUUCACUUCAAGAAAACCACCUCUAUGUUUGUAUAGAUGGAUAAUUUAUAUUGUAAAAUAUAAUCAUGUUGUUCAGUCUUCUCUGCCUCUUUGAUACGUAACGUUACUGUUUUUGGAGAUUCAUUUCACCUUAUUGCCCCUCCACAGAAAACAUGGGACCUUUUUAAAAGAAAAACUUCAGGCAAGAAACAAAACUUUUAAAUUUUACAAAAUGCCGAAAUGCCUGUUUUAUUACUUAACUCACAUUGUUUACAGUAUAUAUACACAACCAGUAAAUGUAAACCAGUAAUGGAGUGAUGUAUUUCUAUAAAUACUAACACUGCUUGUCAGUUUGUAUCAUGUCAUAAUCUGACUCCUGUGAACCCCUCAUGGCUUUUACCAUGUAGCCCUCUAGUGGCUCAUUCGUGUAAAUACAUGUUCAGGCUGCAGCAAACUAGACUACUCGCACAGACAGUUCAGUUUUUAGAUAAGCCUGUUCAUCCUUUCUUGGUGCAAAUCGUUGAAGACCUCUGUAACGUCACCGGGAAAACCCCCCAACAGGAACCGCAAUGAAACGCCAGGAGUUUUAACUGCUAUCUGUUACACUUGGUGUCAACAGUGGUGUUUUCCCUUAAGAAAGUUGUUGGUCGCCGGCUGCCAUGUGAUCCGUGCGCCGAACCCGGCCAAAAAUGUCAACCGUGACUUGUAGCCUGUUGUCCGGUAAGCAACACCUCUCUUCCUCGGUGUCGUCCAACUGAACCGCAACACGUCGACUUUCUUUACCAGGCGGUCUUCCCCUCUUCUUAAAUUCAGCCUGAGUUUCCAGCGGAGUUAUCCGGUGAACAGGGAGUUUCAGCAGGGAGCAACAUGCGCUCCUUAGCGGGACUGGCUGCCGUCGUGGCGGCGGCAAGUGUCUACCUCUACCUGCUGUCGGCUCAUCUUCCCCCGGGACCGAAGCAAGUCCAGCUGGACUCGGAGGGGGAGGACGAGGGAGUCCAGGGGUACAGGUUGAAAUUCCCAUCGGAUCUUGAUGAGCUACGGGAGCUUGCAGAGAUGCUCAAGUUUUAUAAAAGAGAACAUCACGGCUACGUUCUGCUGCUGUUCUGCAGCGCCUACCUCUACAAACAGUCCUUCGCAAUACCUGGCUCCUCCUUUCUGAACAUAUUAGCUGGUGCGAUAUUCGGGCCCUGGGAAGGUCUGGUGUUGGCCUGCCUGCUCACCACGUCAGGCUCCACAUUCUGCUUCCUGCUCUCCUCUGCGUUUGGAAAGCAGUACGUGGUUCAGUUCUUCCCUGAGAAGGUGUCCCGGCUGCAGAGGAAGGUGGAGGAAAAUCGUAGCAGUUUGUUCUUCUUCCUCCUUUUCCUUCGUUUCUUCCCUAUGACUCCUAACUGGUUCCUUAACAUCACCUGUCCUGUCCUCAACAUCCCUAUGCCCAUUUUCUUCUUUUCUGUGCUAAUAGGUUUGAUCCCCUACAACUUCAUCUGUGUUCGUACGGGCUCCAUCCUCUCAGAGAUCUCCUCUCUGGAUGAUAUAUUCUCCUGGGGGACGCUGGCCCAGCUCCUGGCCAUCGCCCUCAUGGCUCUCGUGCCUGGAGCGCUGAUCAAAAAGUACAGCAAAGCUCACCUCAAGGUGGACGGCAUGGACAGUAAUGGAUCCAGUCAGGCUGAAAUCAAGCAGGACCGGAAGAGACAAUGAUUCUGGGAUGAAAGAGGAAUCGCCUGGUUUGGGAAUCCCAAACAAGACAUUGUGUUAGCAGAACUAAGAUGGAAAAAACUCUCUCCACUGGUGGGUAUGUGACCUUUUGUCUUCUCCAGCCUCGUGAUUUCUGUAAGGUCACACCAAAGGCUAAUCAUACUCAUAGUAUGAUAUGUAGUUUGAAAAUGUCUUCAGGUCACGUUACUUUAAGAGUGCAGUUUCCCAAUGAUCUCUCAGUGCUAUUACACAGAGCUUAAGUUGCAGGGGAAUUGUUUGAGAUGGAUAAGGUCUAAGGUCCGCGGAUGGAGCCCAAAAGGUGAUUUGUACACUAUAGAGCUCUGUACUGAACACAGAAACACUAAGUCCCUAGUUUCUUUUAAAUCACUUCUUAAAAUGUUUCUCUUUGUGAAAGCUUUUGGAAAUAUUUCAUGUUUUUUUUAUUUAUACUGUUUUUAUUUCUAUUUAUUUGAUUAUAUUAAUUUUCUUGUCUGUGCAUAUGUCCUUUGGCCUUUUUAUCUCAUUUGAUCUAUUUUUCAUGUUUUUAUUUCUUUUUGUGAAGCGCUUUCUUAAGGAAGUUGGAAGGUUUAAUGUCUUAACACAGGAAUGAUGACUUCUCCAAACUAUAUCUUCAGUUUCAGUUAAUCAUUGAGAUAUUGUGGAAAUAUAUAAUACUCACUGACCUGGUCAUCCUGUUUCCAUCCCAGAGCCAACCAAAGGCUGCCUACCAUGCUGCAUCUGUUGUGCAUCAUGAUGUUGUUCUGCAUUUCUUUCUCGGUCCGCCAUGACUGCAGUUAUAAAUUGGCUGACCUUCUGUCAAAGGUGUUGCCAUUGUGCCAAGUUAUCACUAGAGCUUUAAAAGUAAUUUGCAGCGUAUAAUAAAUAUGUAGUGUAGAGCUGCAUAGGAAGCCCCACUUGACCCUGUUGUGGAGAUAUCUGCUCUGACUUAAACACACUGGAUAUCCUCACAAACCUUUGCCAAUUUAUCUGUCUGCUUAUUAUUUGUCUGCUUUUGAUUAUGGAGAUCUGACAAUUAACCAGCUAGUCAAUAUUGUUAAUGUCUUCUCCUUACAUAUGUUUACUGAGUAACUCAGUUUCCAGCCAUUAUGGUUUCCAUGCAGAAAAAAUGUUUCAGCACGUUUGGACAUUUAAAUGUCUUAAGAUUGAGUAUGUCUGUCUUUUCCUAACAUCACUUAUACAUGUGUGUUAAUGUAGCUGUGGUUGCAUUCACAGAUGAGUUUUAUAGUAGCAGAUCAGGUGUGAUCUUCUCAUGAUGGGCUCAACAAAGAGGACACAAAAUGUAUUUGAACACCAGCCUAUUGUAAUUUGGUCCUUUUCUGAACUCAUUUGCUUGAGUUAGCAGCUCAAUGAACUGUGCUAAAACACAAGUGUGUCCUCUUCUAGUCUUACAGUUUUGUAUAUUUUCCUAAUGAUAAUAACCAGUUACUCUUUGACCUUUACCCAGUAAGGGCCUGCACUACAUCACAUUUAUAGUUACACACAUUAUCACCUAGUUGCUGCCAAGCCCAAUGAGUAGGCUAUUUUACAGUAGCCAUCAGUCUGUGCAGUCAUCAGUCAGUUUAAAGUGCUCCCAGGACUUCAUUUUGUUUGCCCUUUGAUGUGAACUGGAGCAUUGCUGUCAGCACAGGUCAGGCGCAAAAAACCCCUCAAUAAUCAAAUUUCAAAAUUGAAAAAAUCGAUUGUGUACCCAAUGAUCGAAUAUUCGGGUCCAGCCCUAGUGAACAGAUAAGGCAAAUUUCCUAGCUCAAAAGCACCUGGACAUCACGAGGCAUAUGUUGCAGUUGUUCAGAAGCAGGUAAUUCAUAUGUAUGUAUGUGAUAAGCCAGUGGAAAUUAGUGUACAUUGUGGCUUGGUCCUUUCAUCUUCCAAAAGAAAAGCAUAGCUUUCUAGUCUGGUAUGAAGUUACUUUUUAAGAGUAUUUAAGAAGUCGUAAGAAGAUCACAUCUUGCGCUCUUGUGAAUAUGAGCCUUUAACUUAGUGUGGUUUUGCACUUUAUGUGUGUUGCUGUCAGUUUAACUGAUUAACUGCUGCAGGUGUAAAAGUCUGGAAUUCAACCAUUUAUUUUUUUAAAGUCAAUGUUUUGCAGAGCAGAGAAACAUAAUACCAUCAAAGUCUAGCCAUCAAAAAGUCAAAAAGACAAAAAGACCCAAAGUGCCAAAUAUCCUGUUUGCAUGUGCUGUUCACUUUCCAACAGCUGAAUAACACACAUUCAGGUUUUCUGUCAGCAUAGUGUAGUAAAGUCUAAAUACAGUGGCAAGAAAAAUAAUGGGGGUUUUUUUGUUGACAGUGUUGCUUUGUUUAGGUUCCUUUAGUUUAGUUUCUUUUCUCUUCUUUGACCAAAAAAGGUUAAAGAAAAAACUACUCCUAUCUGCUCAGGGGAGACAAGAUCUUUUAAAAACACAUGUGCACAAUGCAUUUUUUGUGUGUAAAAAUGUAAUAAAAUGUCUGUAAUGUCUUUACAGUUGCUUCUAUUGUUGCAGUCAGAAUCAAUAAUUGGUUGUGUAGUGACAAAGUGAAACAUGUGGGAUUUUGGAUGCAAGUAGUAGUUUAUUUGUGCCUUUCUUAUGGCCACACAGUCAUUGACCCUGAUUGACUUACAGCAACAUUUUUAAAACAGAACAUACACGGUUACAUUGAUCUUGUCAACCAACAACACAGUCACACCUUUAUUAAAGUUUGUCUUGUU